GCCCUUCAUUCGUAUGUCCCCUUGAAAGCAUCGUUAGGCGUCUGUCGCACUUUUAGUCCGUUAAAUAUGACCGUGUGCCUCCAGAAGAGUGAUUCACUUCUGUUUGUGCAGCUAUAAAAGGAUCGAGCUAUUGAAAAGUCGUAAAAUGAAGCGCGCUAUCAAUCACGCAGCAACUGUUCAGAACAAACAAUGUAAUGAUUUCACAUGAUCGUUAUUGUUGAGGCAAUGCAGUUGAUUUUCUAGCUGCUAUACGCGGGCAAAAACAAAUGUGAGCAGCGAUAAAGGCGUUAGUCCAUGCAUGUGAAUAAUAUCAAAUGUACAAAUUUAAAAAUAAAUAAUGGUUCCAUUUAGAACCAGAACUUAUCGUUGGAGAAGGUGCUUUUCAAGAACUUUUAUUUUGUAGUCUGUAAACGAAAAAGGGGAUCAAAUUAUUACAACUCCAGCGAGAUAAAACAACACAACCGCGUUCGAUUUAUAUUUACGUCUCUGUUAUAAAGCCACAUCCACAUCCCAAUUCAGAAAGCCUCAGUCUAUUUCCUGGCCAAAAGCGAAGUGUGAGAUGAACACAAACCCGAGAUCUUCCAUUACGCGCCCGGUGCCUCGUUCGCCUUCUCUGACAUUUCGGAUAUCAAAACGCAGCGCAAGAACAAUUGUUUCCAAAUUGAAUCCGCACUCUCUUCCUUUCCUCAUUUUCAGAGAGGCAUAUACAUUUCCCCGGCGAGUCAAGAGUCGCAUCUGACCCGGCGUCUGGAAGCGAGCGCUCUUGUUCUUACCAGCAGAUUGGUGGCUUGUCAAAAAAGAGUGGAAAGUUUCUCGCUCGGACGCGUCCUUUGUGCGCGCUGAAAAGACACCAUUCACUCUUGCAAAUAAAGGAGUUCUUUAAACCAUCCCACUGACAUCUGCUUAGAGUCUGUUUGCGCUGGUUGUCUGAUAUUUUUCAUCGGCUCCGCGUGUGACAAAAGCUAUUGUGUUAAUUGGUGUAAAUGCAGGUUCGUUUAUUGGUGGGCUGCACUGGCACUCGAGUGGUCUUUGCAUGAAAUAAAUCAAGUUAAUUUGGGGCAAUUGGAUGAAAAAUCAAUGCAACGAAUACAAUUUGUCAGUGUAGAGUGUUUAAAGUCUAAAUGUAUCUAUUUUGGUGCGAAAGUCCUCGCACUCCCCCUUGCUUCGGCGGGGUUUCCCUGUGUCUGCGCGCAUCAGUCCUGGAAGCCUAUUUCUGACUCUGACUUUCCACCGAAUUAUGCACAUAAUUUGCUCACAUAUCAUUUACUCUUAAGUUCCUCCCGCCGUGACAGUCGGGCCUAAACACUACUAAAUCAGCCCUAAUUUAUACUGAUCUCGCUAAUAAUCGCAAUAAAAAAAGCUUAUAGAUUUGGCACUAAUUACAUAAAAGCCUAAUGAUGUUGAAAAUUACCCUGGUUUGAGAUGUAUGGCUAAUCUAAACUUUGUUGUUGGCUGCCCCGGGCUACUAGAAACAUUAGAAGAGGUUCACUUCGUCUCCAAAUGGCGAGAGUUGGACAUGGCACGACACGAAGGCCGCGUUUUUUUCCACGAGGAAACGCGAAAUUAUCACUAACGAUUAAGUGACAAUAGUGGAAAAUCUCGGGGAACUUUUUAAUUAAACCGCAAAACUCGCUGGAGAUUGUUUUUUGGAUGUAAUGCACACGCGUAAAACCCAGGCAAAUCAAAUGAGUUCGUAUCAUUCGCGGUUUAAUCGUUCAGUCCAGUAAUAAACUUCGGGAAGCCAUUACUAAACCAUACGGCUUUGAUAAGGAUGACACGUUUAUAUAACAAUAGUUUAAUUCGCUGUUUCUCCUCAAAUAAUCAGGGCCCCCAUCAACGGUUCUGGCAUCACGCUCAAUUAAACAAAUUCUGAGGGAGUUUCUCGAAGAGCUUUCUGAAAGAGGUCAUUGUAUAGGUUAUAAUUUGGGAGUCGGGAUCAAAAACGAGGAGAAAUGAACUUGGGAGGGCAGCAAGAGAGGCAUCGCGCGCAUCUGACACCUCCAGCCUUCAACGCUGAUUGGCUCUCAUUUGAAGGGGCUCAUGGGUUCAUUCAACUAUUAAGCGCCUCCCAGUUUCUCUAAAGGACAUUAUAAUGCAAGGAACCUCCUUUUUAACCACAAACCGAAUUUGCUUUCAUUUAGGCCAUAUAUAUUUUUUAAAUAGUUUAAAGUCAUAGAGAUUUUUUUGGAAAAGCAUUUCGCCCUGGAGCGGCGCGCGAUGCUUUCGCACGCCGACCUGCUGGAUGCUCGCCUCGCAAUGCUCGGUGCAGAUUAUGAGCUCACUCAGUUUCGACCUGUUUUAUCUGCUUCAGGGAUGAAGGAUGCCGCGGCCGAGCUUCUGGGUCACAGGGAGGCAUUGAAAUGCAGGCUGGGCGGCGGCGGAACUGACCCGGGCCACCCCGGAGAACUCGCCCCGGUCUCCGACGCAGUGGAAGGGGCCACCCUUCUCCCCGGAGACGAUAUCAACAGUGCUGGAUCCAAUCCGCCGGGUGUGGCGGUGAACAGUAAGGAACAGGAGAAGCAACAGCAGCAGCAACAGAACCCCACUCAGUCCAGCGGCCAGCAGAGUCAGAAACAGAAACGGCACCGGACUCGCUUUACUCCGGCUCAGCUUAACGAGCUGGAACGCAGCUUCGCCAAAACCCACUAUCCGGACAUCUUCAUGCGCGAGGAGCUCGCGCUGCGGAUCGGCCUGACGGAAUCACGCGUGCAGGUUUGGUUUCAGAACCGACGCGCCAAAUGGAAGAAGCGCAAGAAGACCACCAACGUGUUUCGCGCUCCCGGCACUUUGCUGCCCACUCACCACGGCCUAGCGCAGUUUGGCUCCGCUGCGGCGGCCGCGGCAGCCAUGGGCGACAGCUUGUGCUCUUUCCACGCUAAUGACACCCGAUGGGCGGCGGCCGGGAUGCCGGGAGUCUCCCAGCUGCAGUUACCGCCCGCCCUAGGCCGACAACAAGCCAUGGCACAGUCUCUAUCCCAGUGCAGCCUGGGCGCCGGACCACCGCCCAACUCCAUGAGCCUGUCCAACAUGUCCUCCAACGGCUCCGGCCUCCAGUCCCACCUCUACCAACCCACCUUCCCCGGCAUGGUGCCCGCGUCGCUCUCUGGCCCCACCAACGUGACCGGCUCGCCUCAGCUGUGUAGCUCCCCGGACACUGACGUCUGGAGAGGGACGAGCAUCGCGUCCCUGCGCCGCAAAGCACUGGAGCACACAGUGUCCAUGAGUUUCACCUAAUACUUUGAACGUGUUUCUCGUCCAUCCGUCAUUUCUGGCCCAGUGACGCACAAGGAAGUCUAAGGAUAGGCCGACGACUGUCCUGUAGUAAACAUGAACUGUGCGCACCAGAUGGAAAUAAAACCUAAAGCAUCAUAGGCUGAAAAUAAAAACGAAAUGUAUUUAUUUAUGAUGUCCUAUUUAUUUAUUUAUUUAUUAGCACUUUCGUUUUGCAAAUUCAAAAAUGUCAACAACAUGGACAGAAAAAUCCUGCACAUUUGCAUUUGAGAAAAAAGGUGAGAGACGGUGCACUAGUUAUUAUCAUUAUUAUUAUUAUUAUUAUUAUUAUUAUUAUUAUUAUUAUUAUUAUUAUUAUUAUUAUGAAAGAAAUCGUUCAGAUUUUAGGACUGUUUUAUGAUUCGGUGGAAGAAAGAAAGGAAAGUGUCUCAAAAAGAAUGAAGAAACUGCAUGUGCCGACCAAGGUAAAGAACAACACAACAACGGGGAACUGUCAUUUAAAAGAAAAGUAUGACUUUGUUAUAUGCUGUUAUAUAAGAUGUUUUGUGUAGAUAACGCAUUCUUAACUUGUUCUCAUUCGGUCAGUUUGUGAUAUGUUCUCAGUUCAUGUAUGUGCUUAUACCAAUAUAACUUUCUUAAAUGUUUGAUCUUAUUCUUAAAGGCUGUUUUGUUUCCUGGACAUGUUUAUAACGAUUGAAUGUAAAUUAACAAAUAAAAUCAUUUUCAAUAUGUCA
Carassius gibelio (silver crucian carp) is the source of this 3965-nucleotide messenger RNA. It is a transcript of the gene otpa, whose product is annotated as orthopedia homeobox a. The record is from RefSeq and is a predicted model, not a curated record. The transcript has 3 exons. Gene Ontology annotation, biological process: regulation of DNA-templated transcription; neuron differentiation. Gene Ontology annotation, molecular function: DNA-binding transcription factor activity, RNA polymerase II-specific; DNA binding. NCBI's taxonomy places the organism in Eukaryota, Metazoa, Chordata, Actinopteri, Cypriniformes, Cyprinidae. The coding region runs from base 2218 to 3234 and encodes 338 amino acids.